This is a messenger RNA of Symbiodinium sp. CCMP2456, 4608 nucleotides long. The record is from the annotation of a GenBank genome assembly. Lineage: Eukaryota; Dinophyceae; Suessiales; Symbiodiniaceae.
AUGGGAGGUAGAGUCGGGCAACCUGCUUGGCUAUCAGGCGUAGACGUUCCAAGGAAGCAGUCCAAUGCCAAGCCCGCCGCCGGUGGGGUCGUCCUUCCGGUUGAGAUCUCCAGCUCGCACACGAGCGAUUCCACCUGCUCCGUCCCCGCCAACUUCGUCGUCGUGAUCUUACAAGAGCACAGCUGGAUCCGGGAAAUCUUCAAGGCUACCCAGAGGGUCUACAUGAACCUGCUACACUACCACCUCUUUAUCUUCGUCGUAGUGAUGGGGAUGAUCGAGAUUAUCAAGGUGUUCAACAGCUACAAGAACUACAAGCUCAGGAUCGACUAUGUUGGCUCCGCUACCAGAAGGUGCGCCAGCUAUGGAUGCAGCAAUCACCUUUCAGGUGUUCUGGGUGCAGUGGAGAGCACUUACUCUAGAUGGUUAGCCGCAUCGCCAUUGGAGAAGCUAUCUAUUGAGCCACAAGGUUGUAUACGCACUUUCAACCAGGGGGCUCUGCAGAACGACAAGAAGUACUCAAACAGCUGCAGGUACUUCGAGCGUGGCCUCGCUGGAUGGAGCGCUGCAGUGAUGGCCUAUCAGAGGCACUUGCAGGCGGAGAUCGAGGCCAUGCUUACGGCCAAGACUGGGACUGUCAGGUGGGAAGGCCGCAACCCAAGGGGGCACGCGAUGGGCCUCACAAGGGAGACAAUACCGGGCACGGCGUGGACGUUGGAGACCUUGAUCCAGGCGGCACAGCAGAUAAUUCGUCAGCUACAGCUCUGGUGGAUAGCGGAGCGACCCACAGCCUUCGGUCAGCCGCGUCCGGAGGAGUGGGACAAGUCGUCGGAGGUGAUGGUACAACUAGCGGGAAACUACAAGCUGGUUAUGAGGAUAUCAGAUGUGGGAACAUUGCUGAUGCCUUACAGAGACGUUCAGAGCAAUCAGCAGCACCUUCCAGGUCCUCAAGCCCAGACUAUAGUACCAAUGGGACAGCUGAUUGAAACGCUGGGAUACACGAUGAUGUGGAGUCCAAAGGAGUGCUAUCUACAAUCACCUGAAGGAGUUCGAAUACCUUUGCAAGUGGAUGGUGGAUGUCCUCAGUUAGCGGAAAUGGAAGCGCUAGCACUCAUUGCUCGGUUAGAAGAUCGUAAAGUUGAAGAGCUCAACAAUUCUGUCCUGACCACACAGGACAAGUUGAAGGUGUCGGCCGUGGCAAUGGAGCACACCUGGGAGUACGACUUGUUCGACUAUGUUGCAAAGGGUGCAUUUGAGUCGGGGUUACGAGCAGUGAGAGACGCACCGUUCUUCGCAGACCUACCAGGAGAGUGCUUGUCUGGUAUGAUACCAACUGCAGGGCUUUGGUCUGGCUGGGACACCAUGAAGAACCUCGGUUACUUGAACAGAGCGCAGAAAAGGAAGCUGCUGACCUCCAAAAGGUGGAUAGUGCACUUGUUCGCUGGAAAGGAGGGACAUUAUGAGAUGUUCAAGUUGGACCAAGGUGAUACAGCUGUGAUUGAGUUGGACAUUGAGCGGUGUCAAGGCCACGAUCUGUUCCGGGCGGAAACAUGGCGCAUGUUGCUAUGGGGAGCCAAGGAGGGCAAGAUCGAUGCAAUCUUUGGAGGAGAAGGAGAAGCAGUACCUGAAGCGCCAGACAAUGAAGCAGUGUGGGCACCAGGAUUAGACGCUACAUCAAAGGGAACCCUGGGAAAGAAUCUCAAGUAUCUUCUCGUGGGAAAGUACCUGGUUCCAAAGCAAUAUAUCGAGGACUAUUCUGGGCAACCAACCCCCAGUGUGGCAGAAGUACGCGAACUUGAUCUACUACCACCGCUAACAGAUGAGCAAAAGAAGGACAUGGAGGAGUUAUUUGGUGAAUCUGAGUCUGGGACUGAGCUACCCCUCGAGUGUCCUCAAGUCGAAGUUGUUGGUGACGAAGCAACCCAUUUUCAAUAUGGACCUGAGGACGAUGAGAUGGGAAGUUAUGAACCAUCAGAAGCUGCUGACGAAGAGGUGGGUUCCGAAGAAGAGCUUGAAGCCUCCAGGGACACAGUGAUGAAAGAUGGGCGUCUGGACUUCCCUUGCGACUAUGGCCUACAGCGGCGUCUACGGCAGCAGCGGAACAACGAGCGCGAGUGCUGGGAUGGAAAACUCACUUGGCAGCCCCAUUUGGAGCUAAAGUACAUCUUCGGAAAAAGGCAUUCGACAAGGCUGGACCGUUACGAAGAGAGCAUGGACUUGAAAGUCGGUGGGUGGAAGGAAGAUACGUGGGACUUAGCACGAUCAUUCAUCAUGGACAUUUGGUGUACAUACCAGCAGAUGGCGAUGACAAGGAGGAGGAUCGAUAGGAAAAUCAGUCCAGACAAGGUUCAGAUGCGAGCGACUACGGCUUCCCCGGAAGAUGCAGGUACAAUAGCUACAACCGGAGCGGAGGAGGUUUUACGGGAAUGGUCAAGUGAAAAGGCUAUCGAGCUGAUUAAGGACCUAGCUCGGUUGGGUUUCUUUGAGAAGAAGAAGUUCGGUGUGUACAGACAUGGUGGAACUGUGGGCUGGCUUACAGGACUUGUCGAGUAUCCUCAAGUGGCAAAAGUACUUACCAAGUUGGUGGUAGAAAUACAGCCAGAUGCUACCUUCACCUUAGUUAUGGUCUCUCACAAUGGUGUGCGGGGAAUGCACAAGGACUUCAACAAUGAUUACAAGACCCAGAACUAUGUCAUCCCAAUCAAUCACCCUGAAGCAGGUGGAGAGCUAUGGGUCGAGUUGACGGCGGGGGAUAUUGUUAAGGGUGUGAUCGAUCGGCGUGAGGUGAAUGGCACAUCCGUGUACAGUCAACUACUACCUCUACGACAGGAUCAGUGCAUCUCGUUUGGUCCCAAGAGACGACAUGAAGUUAAUGCGUGGGAGGGUGACAGAACAGUGCUUAUUGCCUGUACACCAAAUUGUCUGGGAAAGCUAUCACAAGACGAUCUUCACGCUCUUCAUGACUAUGGGUUUCCAGUUCCACUUUCUCAACUACCAGAGUUUUCGGGCAACUUGAGUAUUGAAGGCCCGGAGCUGGACAUCAAGGAGAUGAAGCUGGAAUCGCUGACUGAGGAGGAGGACGAUGUGGAAUGGUCAAUGUACCUGGACUUAGAGCCGGGACUGGUGAAGAUAUUGGAUGCAACAGCAAGUCAUGAAGGUUGCCCACGGAUGCUAAAGACGGAAGUGAGCUAUACAGCCAGGAUAGAAGAAGUGCUACGUGGACUAAAAGGACCCCUGGAUGUUGUGCACACGGUGAAUCCUGAAGAAGUGUACGCAAACCUGCAAGAGUGGCGACCGGCAAUAGAGAAGGAAAUGGCUGGUGUGGAGUUGGCAACUCAACGGUUGCUACCAGGUACAGAGGAGCGGCGUACAUGGCUAAAUAAGCCGAGGGUGCAGAGGCUACCAAUGAAGUUCGUGUUCACCGUGAAACCCAACGAUCAGGCGGUUCUGAGCGAUCCAAGGUCGUGGUACAAACGCAAGGCUCGGCUCGUUAUAUGUGGGAACAUGGCGUCCAAUGAAGGAGGCCAGGUGUACACCGAAACAGCGCCUGCAGGAGCAGUUCGUACAGGCUACUGGAAACGCUUGGCUUGGCUGAGCGUAUGGAGCUGUGGGGACUCAUACGUGCACUAUAUGGACUACGAGAGGAUACUGGUCCAGGAAAUCGGGGCUCUUAUCAAGAAAGUGUGGGAGACGUCAGAGCUGAGCUUCCUGGGAGAGGGGGAUCCAAUCCGGUGCUACAACAUGGAUACAUCACAGAGCUACUACGUCUUCAUGAAGUGGAGUUGUGCAGAAGGGACAAGGUACCAAUCACCAAAGAGCUACAAGUUCUGCCAGAGGAUGUGGGAGAUUGUGGUGCGGCGUGCGCAGCAAAUUACAGGUGAAGUCUUAUGGGUGUCGCAGCGGACGAGACCGGAUUUGGCAUUUACAACAAGUAUUAUGACAGCACUAUGCGUUCGGUGUCCGUCUCGCGUAAUCCAGAUCGGAGAUACAGUCCUGGGGUAUUUGCAACGUACUUCAACCUAUGGGCUCACAGUGUCCUGGAGCGGAACAGGGCUUACUAUGUUCUGUGAUGAAGCAUUUGCACCACAAGGAGAGAGGUCCCAUGGUGGUUGGGUCGUAGUAUACGGUGGAGUGCAAAUAGUGUGGCGCAGCGGCCGUCAGCAAAUGGUCACAUUAUCGACAGCUGAAUCAGAGCUGAUUUCCAUAGUGGAUGGUGCAAUAGCGUUAAAGGGGGUGGAAGCAAUCCUAGCAGAUGUGGGGGAGUUCGUCGAGGUUCGGGAGAUUGCGUCCGACUCUACAGCAGCCUUGAGCAUAACUGCGGGUGUUCGACAACCAGCAGAUCUUCUAACAAAGGCCCUUAGUCAAGCGAGGACAGCGGCACUCUUACAGCUAUGGAACAUUGAGGAGGUGGACUGGGAUACGGCAGGUUUGCUGAUGAUAUUGCUUAUGGUCCUGGGUGUUCUCCUGAUCUAUGAGUCGGUGAAGUGGUUUCUAGCAGAGCUUUGUAAUGAGUGGUCAGUCAUCUACAGCAAUGCCAAGGAGAAGGCCGCCAACACCGCCCAUACCUACACAGGAUGCUACGAGUUCCAGGUCAGAGCUAAGAUCUACUAG